Messenger RNA from Sungouiella intermedia, 1470 nucleotides. Lineage: Eukaryota; Fungi; Ascomycota; Pichiomycetes; Serinales; Metschnikowiaceae. The record is from the annotation of a GenBank genome assembly.
AUGCAUUUGGAAAUUCAGUUAGCGGCGUAUUACAAUGCUCUUGAUGAUCUUCUCAACCACCAGAGCCAAUAUGUGAAAGAAUUGAAUGUGGAGUUUCAGAAAGAUUAUGAGGUCCGGUGUAGGAGUCAAAGAACAAUAUACCACCAAUACAAAAUUGGGCUUGACAAAUUCGUCAAGGUUGGCCAGCAAAACUUGGAGCAAUUUGAUAGAACAGGUGACUUUUCCAAAAUACGAGUUUGUAUGCUUUUAAAUCAGUAUGUUCUAGGAGACCAACGAGUGAAGGAUGCAGUCAGACUCACAUGCCAGCAAACGAAUAUGGGCUCUUUGGCGACGAUAGAAGUCAUUUACAAGUUAGUAAUGGAUAGUUUUAAGCAGCUUAAAUGCGACUUAUUGGAGGUAAAGAGUGUUUUGCCAAAUGGAGCUAAGGAUGGAGGGACCAUCGAUGAGUUUGAGCAUUUUGCAACCAAUAUGGCGGUGAUUAAGGUGAAUCAUUUGAUGAACAACGAAGUGAGAGAUGGCCAUGUCAUGCAUCGAAAUGGCGAGUUUGAGCAUCUAAUCGACAGUCCCAAUGACACCAGGCUUGUUGAUAUAAGGCUAAGGCAGAGCAUCCAAAGGCAGAAUAUUCAGGUACACAACAAUCAAAUGCAGAAUGAGACAGGGCAUGAUAGCCAACAGCAGAGCGACGCAGGCCGAAAUUUUCGACGGAAAUUUAUUGGCCGGCAAUUCCCGAAGGGAAAAAAAGAGAUUGAAACCAACGACAAACCUCAAAUUGUUCUUGACAGCUUCCAUCGGAAACAACUUAAAUAUCUCCGGGGCCAAGUUCGAAAGCUAGUGUGCGCACUUGAGGCGUUGGAAUCGGCAACCCAAACGAUUCUACAUCUGAGCGAGCAAACAUCGAAGUAUUGGUGGAAAAUGCUUGGAAAUAAUGAUUACGACUAUGGUGUACGAUAUUACUUGGAAAAAAGUCACGGUCAUCAGAUAUACAUUGUGCAACUACUAGAGUAUGUCCGAAGUGCCAUCAUACGGUGGAACAGAGUGGAUAGUGCGAUGAGCCAUUUAAACCGGAAGGUGGAGAGAUCUAUACGAUCACAUCGUCAGUCACAACAUCAGACACCACAUGAAACACAAAGUGCAACUGAAUUAACUUGUCAAUCUCAAUGCCAACCUAAUCCUCAAUGCCAAUGUGAUUCUCAGUCACAAAGCCAAUGCCAAUCACACCGGUGUCUGGUUGAAUUUUUCUCCUUAUCCAACUGUGGAUCAGAGUGCAUGCCAUUUCGCGACCUCUUGCUCUCCUCCAUGCAAAUCGAAGCCGUGGCCUGCGUGAACUACAACGCUGACUUGUGGCAUCAUAUGUGCAACAAACUCUCUGAACAUCAAUGGUCCAAGUAUGACCAAAUCGUUUACGACUACAAUUCAUCCGUGACAUUCACAGAGUUUACCAUUGGCCCCCCACCUUCCAGAUCGGGUUAA